GUAUUCCCGCGCGGAACCAAGCUAGCUAGUCGUUUUGUCAAACACUUGGUGCGCCUUUUGGUUUUGCGCGCGGAAGCAACUGAAAAUGUUAGUCCUUCAAAGUUCACUCAUUCCCAGAGUUAACAUAGCUUAUCUACACUGUACUCCCCGACCAAAGUCUCUUCCUUUCCUUGUUCUUUCCAAAAAAUCUGAUCCAAAACCCGACGACCCUAAGCUCAGCUCUGCUUCUGGAGCAAAACCCAGGUCGAGAAAUCGUCGACUGAAAGCUGAACCAGUGUCCCAGACACCUGUAGAAUCGAAGAAGCAAGGUGAAGAAGAUGCAGAGUUUCCGAAGACAAUUCCCAGAAAGCCAAGGCGUGGUCGGAGAAGCGAAGCGGCAGCGGUGGAGGAUUACGUCCGGGAAUCUCUUGAGCGGACAUUUACUUCGAUAAGAGAGCAGGACUCUGAAGUGUUUGAGAAUAAGGAGAAUGUAAUGAAAGAAAGGCCCGCUGAUGAUGAGGACGAGUCUGAUUCUAGCGACGAGGAAGAUGAUGGUGAUGAUGAUGAUGUGGAUGGGGACACUGUUGCUGUUUCCGGUGAGGAGAAGAAGAAGAAAAUGGUGGUUGAGGAGGAGAGUGAGGAUUGGCCAUUGGAUGCUGAUAUUGGAUGGGGUAUCAGAGCCUCAGAGUAUUUUGAGAAACACCCAAUAAAGAACGUGGUUGGGGAAGACGGUGUUGAGAUCGAUUGGGAAGGAGAGAUUGAAGAUAAUUGGGUGAAGGAGAUUAACUGUUUGGAAUGGGAAAGUUUUGCUUUCCAUCCAAGCCCGCUUAUUGUUUAUGUUUUCGAGAGAUAUAACAGGGCAACCAACAAUUGGAAAGCUUUAAAAGAGCUUGAAAAAGCAGUAAAGGUUUAUUGGGAGGCCAAAGAUCGGUUGCCUCCGCGGUCAGUCAAGAUAGACAUCAAUAUAGAAAGAGAUUUGGCAUAUGCUCUUAAAGUUAAAGAAUGUCCUCAAAUUUUAUUCUUGAGAGGAAAUAGGAUUCUGUACAGGGAAAAAGAGAUUCGAACUGCAGAUGAGCUGGUUCAGAUGAUUGCACACUUCUAUUACAAUGCAAAGAGACCUUCCUGGAUUGAUGUUUCAGCUUUGUCUCCACCUUAUCCUUAUUAGCUAAAGCUUUUAUGGUAAACUUUUUCUUUAUUCCCUUUUGUGCACUCUUUUUCUCUUUAAUCAAUAUACAAGAUCUUUUUUUUUAGAUUGAAUUCCAUAAUCCAUAGAGCAUAUGAUAGUGGAAGGAAGAGACUUUACUUUUAAAUUCUUGUGUAGAUGAUAUUUGACUAUAUAAAUGUAGCAAUGUGAAUGAUGGAAAGAUCAUUCGGCAAUGAGGAAUAUACUUUGCAAAAAAAAAAAGAUGUUUUGUUUUAGAGCUGCUUUUCAAGGAUUA
Molecule: messenger RNA, 1418 nt
Organism: Humulus lupulus (European hop)
Lineage: Eukaryota; Viridiplantae; Streptophyta; Magnoliopsida; Rosales; Cannabaceae
Product: thioredoxin-like fold domain-containing protein MRL7, chloroplastic
Exons: 4
Coding region: 86-1144 (352 amino acids)
Biological process (GO): chloroplast organization; regulation of DNA-templated transcription
Cellular component (GO): chloroplast stroma
Source: RefSeq, a predicted model, not a curated record